UUGGAAAAUGAUAUUGUGAAAAAAAAAAUGUCGACGAAAAUGCCCGUGUGUGGAAACAUUUACCGGCAUUUCUUAAUUUUUAUUUCGAGGUGUUAGUGCUAUUCGAUAUAAUAUGCUAAUGCGAUGUUUGAUCGGUUUUUCACACGAAGUAAUCUUAAUUGUUAGUGGUUUUUGGGUAUAAAUUGUUAUCAGUGAUUUUUUUGUUUUGUUUUUUCUUGUUCGUUUGGUCUUCAGUUUUAACACUUGUAAUGGUUAAAGGAUCUAUGAUUUAUGAGUUUAAAGUGUGUAAGAAACUUCAAACUACUUAAUUAAUUUUUUUAUUCGUUUAGUUUUCUUCAGUCACAUGUAUUAUUGUUUAUAAUAAAUGAACUGGCACGAGUCAUACAUACAUUUUUCGUUUGACGCUAUCCGGUGAUAUCAGUUUCAGUCUUCAGAUAACCCGUACAACUGCAACUAUAAAAAUAUGGCAAUUCAAAGGAAAUAUCUUUUCAGCUACAUUUCAUUCAUAAAUUAUGUACUGAAGUCGUGUUUUAAUAGAACCAAAUCUCUAGUCAUAAGGUCGACAAUGCUUCGUGAUCUCAGAGUCAACAUCCUUUUUGGAUCUGAAAUACAAUUUAAAUGUGUUCCUGACAAUAUAUUGGAAAAGCUUGUAACACAUUAUUAUGACAAUAUAACAAUUCUAAAACACAAUUUAGAAAUUCACAAUUGUAUAUUUGUCAGCCAAGAAACAUUAAACAAAUUAAAAUUGAACAACAUGCAAUGGGUACUAGUCAACGUUAAAACUACGGGUUCCCACAGUUUACCUUUGUCACGCUACAACAGAAUAAUAGUGUUGAACUCUUAUAAAGAAUCUGAGUGCAUUCUAACUUCGACAAAUUUAUUUAAUCUAACUGAUUGCAAUCAUACAUGUGAAGUUUGUAUGUUGAGAAUUAUCAAACCAUUAAAAGACUUUGAGCCAAAAAUAACACCAAAAGUAUCAAUAUCUGUUAUGAAACCUUUGAUAUUUAAUGCAGAAACACAAAAACUACUGGACAUAACACUUAACAAUUAUUUUUCUUUACCAAAAUGUGUAUCAGUAGGAGAUAUAAUAAAAUUGGAUUUAAAAAAGUCUUACCCAGAAACAGAAUAUCUAUUAGAACCUACUAGUAUUUCAAUUUAUUACAUUAAAAUUGUUGAGGUGGAAGAAAGAAGUGUAAAAAUAAAUUUAUACAACUGUAAAAAUAAAUUUUAUAUAUCUAGUUUACAUACUAAAUUAAAUGAAGUUCAAUAUUCAACCAACACAUAUUUACCUAUGGAAAAAGAAUUUGCUAUAAAUAAUUUAAAAAAUGUAAACAUAAUUAAUUUCAAUGAUUUUAUUUUGAACAUAUUUCCUGGUGGAAUGAAUGAUGAAGGGGAAUUAAUUGUGUCAAUGAUCAAACCAUUUAUUCAACAAAGUCUUACAGAUUUUCAAUCCUUAAAACCAAUUUUUUUAGUUUAUGGAGUUAAUGGAUGUGGCAAAGAAUUAUUAAUUGAAUCGGUGUCUAAAUACCUUGGAAUACAAUACAUAUCUCAAUGCUGUUUUAAUUGGCCUACAAACAAUAUUGCCCAAUUUAAAAAAAGAAUAGAAUACUUUUUUGAUGAUAUUAGAAAAAUGACACCAUGUUUAUUACACUUGGAAAAUAUUGAAGCUUUUUGUUUAUCUUCUACAAAAGAUUUAGAACAAGAAAUUUUGGAUAUAUUUAUCAGACAAAUAAAUGUCAAAACCAAUAAUCCUAUAAUAAUUAUUGCUACUGCAAACUCCAGAGAAGAACUAAGUCCUGUUUUUUUAAGACUAUUUUUGCAAAGUCAAGAAGUCGGAAAUUUAAGUAAAAUAAAUCGAGAACAAUUAUUGAAAUGGAUUUUGAAAAGAGAUUCUGUUGCAUUAGACAACAUAAUGAUUAAAACAAUUGUAGACCAUACUUCUGGUUUCAAUUAUACAAAUUACAUGACACUGCUGUUAUUAGCUGUAAAGAAUCAUAUGUCUGUACAUAAUAUUAAAUCUACUGAUGUCGUACUGGAAAAAUCUGAUAUAAUGGUUUCAAUAGAAAAAAUAAAUUUGGUGUUCACAAAAUCAAUUGGGGCACCAUCAGUACAAGUCGUAAAAUGGGACGAUGUUGGUGGCUUAAUAAAUGUGAAAGAAGAAAUUAUGUCUGCAUUGAAACCAUCAACAUUUAAUAUGAGGAGAUCAGGAAUAUUAUUAUAUGGCCCACCUGGGACUGGAAAAACAUUAUUAGCAAAAGCUGUGGCAACUGAAUGUAAAUACAACUUUUUAUCAAUUAAAGGUCCUGAAUUACUCAAUAUGUAUAUAGGACAAAGUGAAGCUAACGUAAGAGAAGUGUUUAACAAGGCUCGUUCAGCUGUACCGUGUAUUUUGUUUUUUGAUGAACUUGAUUCGUUAGCUCCAAAACGAGGUCAAAAUGGAGAUUCUGGAGGUGUUGGAGAUAGAGUUGUAUCACAAUUGCUUACUGAAAUGGAUGGAAUGACAUCAGAAAAUCAACAAAUAUUUGUAUUGGGUGCUACAAAUCGACCAGAUCUCAUAGAUUCUGCACUUUUACGCCCAGGAAGACUUGAUAAAAGUGUUUAUGUUGGUGGUUGUAAUGAUAAAGAAUCAAAACUGCAUGUCUUAAGAGCAUUAACUAAAAAAUUUAACUUAAAUUCAAAUUUUCAUCUAGAAGAUUUAAUAGACUACUUACCAGACCAAGUAACAGGGGCUGAAUUGUAUGGUAUGUGUCAUAAUGCAUGGCUGAACUGUGCUAGAAGAAUCAUCCAAAAACGACUAACACAUAUUAAUGACGAACAAUGUGCAUCUAAUGAAAAUUUAUUGGUAACCAAAGAGGAUUUUAUGAAAGCAAUGAGUGAAAGUUUUAUUCUAAAAUAACAGUUUUACAUAUCUAAAAAUCAAAAAAUAAAAUAAAAUAAAAAGACUGAUUUUUUUUA
Metopolophium dirhodum (rose-grain aphid) is the source of this 2955-nucleotide messenger RNA. It is a transcript of the gene Pex6, whose product is annotated as peroxisomal ATPase PEX6. Gene Ontology annotation, biological process: protein import into peroxisome matrix. The transcript is spliced from 11 exons. Gene Ontology annotation, molecular function: ATP binding; ATP hydrolysis activity. The coding region runs from base 464 to 2896 and encodes 810 amino acids. Lineage: Eukaryota; Metazoa; Arthropoda; Insecta; Hemiptera; Aphididae. The record is from RefSeq and is a predicted model, not a curated record. Gene Ontology annotation, cellular component: cytosol; peroxisomal membrane.